GGGCGACAACAUCUCCACGACCGUUUCUGUUGUGUGAUUUGAUUCCGGAGCUGAUGCUCAUGUGUGAGGCUGGCCAACAGGCCAUGCGAUGCUCAAAUAGCAGGGCACCUACUCAAACCAUCGAGUAGGCCUUCUGUCGCUUCGUGUUGUCCUCGCAUCCGUUUCCAUUGCUUAGAUUCAACCAUCCCGCCUUCAAAUCUUGCGCGCCGCCGUCGCCCGCGAAAGAAACAGCAAAGGAAAAAUGUCCUCCGUGCUCAAGCAAUCCGUCAAGCUCGCCUGCGUGCAACUCACCCCCGGCGCCGACAAGACGGCCAACCUCAGCAACGCGGCCGCACGCGUCGCCGACGCCGCCCGCUCCGGCUCCCGCAUCGUCGUUCUCCCCGAGUGCUUCAACUCCCCGAUCGGCUCCAAGUACUUUGCGCAGUAUGCCGAGACCUUGAGGCCCUUCCCGCCGAGCCGCGAGCAGUCGCCUUCAUUCCAUGCCCUGUCCGCCAUGGCCGCCGACAACAAGGUCUACCUCGUCGGUGGCUCCAUCCCCGAGGCCGACGCCGACACGGGCAAGUACUUCAACACGAGCCUCAUCUUCGGCCCGGACGGGACGCUGCUCGAUAGCUUUCGCAAGAUACACCUCUUCGACGUCGAUAUUCCCGGCAAGGUGACCUUUCGCGAGUCCGAGGUCUUGAGCGCCGGGAAUAGGAUCGCCCUCGUGUCGCUUCCCGAGUAUGGCACCAUCGCCGUUGCUAUUUGCUAUGACAUACGCUUCCCGGAGCUCGCAAUCAUCGCCGCCCGCAAGGGUGCGUUUGCUCUCAUCUAUCCCAGCGCCUUUACCCUGGCUACGGGCGCGAUUCACUGGCAGCUCCUGGCCCGAGCCCGCGCCAUCGAUAACCAGAUAUACGUGGCCAUGUGCAGCCCCGCGCGCGAUCUAUCUGGGCCGUACCACGCCUGGGGCCAUAGCAUGAUUGUCGACCCCAUGGCCAAGGUGCUCGUUGAAGCCGACGAGAAGGAAAGCAUCAUCGAGACGGAGCUUCACGACCAGUGCAUCGUGGAGGCGCGACGCAACAUACCGCUGAAUGCGCAGAGGCGGUUUGACGUGUACCCGGACGUGAGCCAGGGCAAAAUACAGUUUGACGAGCCGUGCCCGCAGGCUUGA
Molecule: messenger RNA, 1150 nt
Organism: Purpureocillium takamizusanense
Lineage: Eukaryota; Fungi; Ascomycota; Sordariomycetes; Hypocreales; Ophiocordycipitaceae
Product: Omega-amidase
Exons: 1
Coding region: 242-1150 (302 amino acids)
Biological process (GO): L-glutamine metabolic process; oxaloacetate metabolic process
Cellular component (GO): mitochondrion
Molecular function (GO): omega-amidase activity
Source: RefSeq, a predicted model, not a curated record